CGGAAGUGUUUUCUUUUCAUAUUUAGAAACUCAGACUUUUGAUCGCUCCCUUCUACACUACACCGAGGUUGAAAUGGCAGAGAAACAGAAAACGAUACCGUCGAAACAAAACGACACUGUUUCAUUCUUCGGAACUCCGACGCCGGCGAAGAGAGAAAUGCGGUUAACCGUUCCCGAACAAAAUCAAAAUUACGUCACCGAAUUUCGAAACUACGAAGACGGUGCAUGGUACACCGUUAUGGUUACGUUGGAGGAAAAGGAAACACUUCGAGUAAGGUACGAAAAAUUCACCGAUGAAGAAGACAAUAUCUUCGAACCUUCGUUUUUCGAAUCAUUGGAAGAGCUUGUUGAAUUUGAGAAACGAUUCAGACCUCUUUCCGUUCAAGUUCAGGAUUAUGAAUGUCGGAAGCUUGUUAAGGGUGUUAGGGUUUGCGCUUCGCUGCAUUUCACACCUGAUGAUCUUCGCUUCUAUGAUGCUGUUGUUGAUGCGGUAGAAGAACGCAAGCAUUCUCGCAAAAAAGACGCGGAGUGCUUGUGUACCUUUAUCCUGUCCUGGUUACAUGGGCCAAAUGAAGGAAAGUUGACUGCUGCCGAAAUUGGUGACAUUUGCAUUGUGCAGCCUAUAAAAGAGCAUGAUCCAGCUGUGGCUUUUUUCUUGGAGAUUACAAGGAGGAGACUAGAAUCACAAUCUGGACAGGAAUUGGUGGUGAACUGCCAUAAAGGAACAAAAACUAAAACCAAAAUGGGAUUCUUCGAAAGAAUGCAAAAGGGAAAACGACGCGCCAAACGAUCUGUUGUGGGUGCCUGUUCUCCUGAAGUCAGCCUUGAUGAAAGCAUGGAAGAUAAAGAGUUGGAAGGAAAAAGAAAUGUGUGUAUGAUUCUGAUAGGGAAUCUUGAUAAAGAAUUAUGUCCAUCAACAGCUGUAGAGUUCAUAUACAAACAUACUCAAGUAUCAGCUAGUGUGUUCAUUUUUCCAAGUUUAUCAUUGGAGUUAUAUACCAGGGGUGCCAUUAUGUUGCACACGGAACAAGAUUUCCAAAAGCUUUGUGACUUUUUGACAAAUCCAAACUACAUCAUAGCAUCUUCAACUGGCAGGCCAUGGGUGGUAAUUGAAAAACAAGUAGGCCUCAAAAAUAUCAAAGCAUCAAUAGGAACACUGUUUCCUAAAUCUGAGAAUGCAUCACAUGAUGGAAACAGUAGAACGAGUAGCAAUUUGAAGGUUGUACAUUCAGGAACUCAAGAAUUCAAGACUGCCAGUGCUAAGAGGGAUUUGUUUUCGGAAUUUGCUGAUCACCAAGUGCGGCUGCACAAGAAGCUUGCAUUUCUGGAAGCAAGUAUUCAUGAAAUCUGAAACUAGGUUCUUUAGUGAACUUGCUUAACAGUUAACAUUAUGUUGUCCUCUAUACUCGUUUUUGGUUGUGGGCGUAUAUAAUUUUGUGGGCAUCAUCAUAUCAUCGUUUAUAACUAUAAUCAUGCAAGUUUUCCUUAAAAAA
Molecule: messenger RNA, 1493 nt
Organism: Medicago truncatula (barrel medic)
Lineage: Eukaryota; Viridiplantae; Streptophyta; Magnoliopsida; Fabales; Fabaceae
Exons: 6
Coding region: 74-1351 (425 amino acids)
Molecular function (GO): chromatin binding
Source: RefSeq, a predicted model, not a curated record